AGUUAAAUUGAAAUGGCCCGAAUAACGGACGUUUUCAGAUUGAACUUCAUAUUUUGGAAAUUUCUUGGAAUAUGGGGUAAAUCUGCACCAUCGAAAUACAAUAUGGCUUACACAGCUCUUUAUCUUUCUGCCAGUUUAUUUGUAUACGACAUUUUCUUGACACUCAAUCUCAUUCACACUCCUCGCAAGCUGGAAACCUUACUUCGAGAGACAAUGUUCUAUUUCAACCAUUUAGUCGCAAUGACCAAAAUUCUAAAGAUGUUUAUUAGGAGAAAGAAAAUUUUGGUGAUAUUCGAUCUGUUAGAUUGCGAAGAGUUCAAGCCUAGUGAUGAAGAUAGCCAAGAGAUAAUGAAACGAAAGAACGAAUUUUACUACAUUUAUUGGAGAAUUGUUGCAGUGACAUCUAAUUUAUCAUGUUUUAUGCAGGUUGUUGGUCCGUUGAUAAAAAUGUUAAUCUGGAAAAGCGAAUUAGGGUUGCCUGUAUGCAAAUAUUACUUUAUGAGUGAUGAAUUCAGAAAUAAAUAUUUUGUCAUCUGGUACAUUUAUCAGUCGUUCGGAAUUUACAAUCAAAUGGUGAACAAUCUUAACCUCGAUACAUUCAACUGCGGAAUGUUGUGGAUGGCUGUGGGUCAACUACAGAUUUUGAAGACGAAAUUUGUUAAUUUUAAGCUAAAUGACAUUGAAAACAGCUUGGACUUAAAGACGAGGGAUGAUAUGCAGACAGAAAGGCUGAGAAAAUAUCUGACGCAUUACGAGAUUAUUCUAAAGUACUGCGCCACUGUCCAGGAUAUACUAAACAUAACGAUAUUUGUACAAUUAGGAAUGUCGUCAAUUGUAAUCUGCGUCGGAUUAUGUGGAUUUGUUGCAAUGCCUUCGAAUACCGAAACAGCGAUUUUCAUGUCCAGCUAUUUAAUAACAAUGACAAUGCAAAUUUUUGUACCGUCUUGGAUGGGAACUCAAAUCAGUUUUGAGUGUGGUGAACUAAUGUCAGCGGCUUAUUGCUGCGAAUGGAUACCAAGAUCAAAAUUGUUUAAGCGCAGCUUGAUACUGUUCGUCGAGAGAGCCAAAACACCAGUCAGAAUAACAGGUCUCAAAAUAUUCACAUUGAGUUUGGACACUUUUACUUCGAUUAUGAAGACAACUUAUUCAUUCUUUACUCUCAUUAGACAAUUGCAAGUUGACGAAGUAAACUGAAAAAAGAGGUCUACAAAAUAUUUUUAUUUCUGUUUUUAAUGGCCUCGAUUGUAAGCCUUUAACCCAACAAAGAAACACUUGAACAGUAGUUAUAGCGGACCUUAUUCAAAUGAACACUAAAUCAUUAUUUUUGUGAAAAGUUAAUGAUUUAAAAUUUUAAA
Messenger RNA from Bombyx mori (domestic silkworm), 1355 nucleotides. Its product is annotated as odorant receptor 12. The record is from RefSeq and is marked provisional. Lineage: Eukaryota; Metazoa; Arthropoda; Insecta; Lepidoptera; Bombycidae. Gene Ontology annotation, cellular component: plasma membrane. Gene Ontology annotation, biological process: sensory perception of smell; detection of chemical stimulus involved in sensory perception of smell. Gene Ontology annotation, molecular function: olfactory receptor activity; odorant binding.